CUUCUCCACUUGACUCCUCUCAUCACUUGGGUAAGUGCAGCUCUCCGAAGCCUCUUGGGGAUCUCUCUCUGUGAAAAUCCUUCCUCUCACCUUCCCUUCUUUUUUCCCGGGGUGUUUUUCAGAAGCCAAUCCCUGUCUCAAGGAUGUCCUGCUCCAGCCUGUGUACCCCCAGCUGCGUGGCCACCCCGGCCCCUGUGGCUGACAGCUGCAACGAGCCCUGCGUGCGGCAGUGCCCUGACUCCACGGUGGUCAUCCAGCCCCCGGCCUCGGUGGUCACCUUCCCCGGGCCCAUCCUCAGCUCCUUCCCCCAGCAGAGCUCCGUGGGCUCGGCCGGAGCUCCCUUCGUGGGAGCCGGCUCCGGUGGUUCCUUCGGAGGCCGUGGCGGCUACGGUGGCUUCGGGGGCCGCGGGGGCUAUGGAGGCUAUGGGGGCUACGGGGGCUUUGGGGGAUUCGGAGGUUGUGGAGGAUUCGGAGGCUUUGGUGGCAGCUGCGGCGGCUACAGAGGCUGCGGGCCCUGCUAAGCCCCAGCCCGAGCGCCAUCCCUGAUCCAGAAGAGCUCCAGCAACGUCCCCGACCCAUCCCCGCAUGCCAAGGCCCGAAGCAAGGACACAGCGACAGACGGACACUCGUCGCCCGGCCCUGCUCCGCUGCCUUCCUGCCCUGCUCGGAGCUCCGCAGUGAUCGCUGCCCGCUCCUGGCACGGCCCCGGCUCGGCUC
Haemorhous mexicanus (house finch) is the source of this 717-nucleotide messenger RNA. RefSeq names its product claw keratin-like. Gene Ontology annotation, cellular component: intermediate filament. The coding region runs from base 144 to 521 and encodes 125 amino acids. NCBI's taxonomy places the organism in Eukaryota, Metazoa, Chordata, Aves, Passeriformes, Fringillidae. Gene Ontology annotation, molecular function: structural constituent of cytoskeleton. The record is from RefSeq and is a predicted model, not a curated record. The transcript has a single exon.